This is a messenger RNA of Amaranthus tricolor (Joseph's coat), 2146 nucleotides long. RefSeq lists its product as uncharacterized. The record is from RefSeq and is a predicted model, not a curated record. The transcript has 7 exons. Bases 544 to 1863 code for a protein of 439 amino acids. NCBI's taxonomy places the organism in Eukaryota, Viridiplantae, Streptophyta, Magnoliopsida, Caryophyllales, Amaranthaceae.
CUUUGGGUAGGUCUCCUCUCCUCCAUUUACUUGCAUUCUUUCAUUAUCUCCUUUAAAUAUUACUUGUAUUUUAUUUGCCUUUGAAGUCACAUUUCCCUCUUAUUCUUUAUUUGUUGGUGUGUAUUUCAUUUAACCCCACUUAAUUGUUCAUACAAAUUCAAAUCCAAAAAGAAAAUGGAUUAUUUUUGUUUACAGAGAGAUUUUAAUUUUGGAAACUAAGUAUAUGACUCCAAUGCAAAUGUAGCAGAUUUUUCACAAUCAUUAUCUCUGCUAAACUCUGUCCUUUUCCUUCAUCAAACCCAUCAACAUUAAUACUUCUACAACUUUCUGUGUUCUUCAAUUUAGGAGUUAUUCGCUUCGAAUUCUCUCUUUUAAUUUGCACCCACCCACCUUCUUUACAUCAAACAUUAUUAUUAUUAUUAUUAUUAUUAUUAUUAUUAUUAUUGUUAUUAUUUAUUAUUCUAGAAAGAGAUUUCCAACUUAUUUUCAUAUUGAAUGAGAAUGUGAUAUACUCAACAUCUCACAAAACAAGGAUAGAAGAAAAUGGGUAUUUUUUGUGGGAGGAAAAAGAGAUUUUCUUUUAAUUUUCCCGUUUAUAUGUUUGUAAUAUUAUUAUUAAUUCUAUUUUUGGGAAAUUUAAAAUUUGUUUUGGGAUUAAAUUACACAAGAUAUAGACAAGUUAGCAAGUUAAGACUUGAAAGGAUUGAGAAGCAUAUUGACAACAUUAAUAAGCCUUCUGUCUUUACCAUCCAGAGCCCUGAUGGAGAUAUAAUAGAUUGUGUUCAUAGAAAGAAACAAGCAGCUUUUGAUCAUCCGCUAUUGAAGAAUCACAAGAUUCAGAAAGAGCAACCAGAGAGGCCAAAACUAAAAAUGGUUAAAAUAGAUGAAGCAAAAGUAGGAAAUAUUGAGAAAAAGGGUAAAGAAAUAGAAUGGCAAAUGUGGCAUUUAAAUGGAACAAGGUGUCCAAAGGGUACUAUUCCAGUGCGGCGAAGUACAGUGCAUGAUGUGCUGAGGGCUAAAUCUUUGUAUGAUUUUGGAAAGAAACGCCCCAAAUCACUUCCUUUAGCGAGAACUAUUGAUGCUCCUGAUGUUGUCACUGGCAAUGGCCAUGAGCAUGCAAUAGCAUAUACAUCGACAUCGGGUGAAAUAUAUGGAGCGAAGGCAACAAUAAACGUGUGGGAUCCUUCCAUUGAGAAAAUCAAUGAGUUUAGCCUUUCUCAGAUUUGGGUUCUCUCGGGCGAUUUUGACGGCACUGAUCUUAAUAGUAUCGAAGCUGGUUGGCAGGUCAGUCCGGAGCUCUAUGGUGAUAGCAGGCCAAGACUUUUUACUUACUGGACGAGCGAUUCUUAUCAAGCAACUGGAUGUUAUAAUCUUCUAUGUGCUGGUUUUGUGCAAAUGAAUAGCAGAAUUGCCAUUGGAGCUGCAAUAUCUCCUGUAUCUUCAUUUUCUAGCAACCAAUACGAUAUCACCAUUCUCAUUUGGAAGGAUCCAAAACUUGGAAAUUGGUGGAUGAGCUUUGGGGAUGGAACCCUAGUAGGAUAUUGGCCAGCAGAACUAUUCACCCACCUUACAAAUCAUGCAACCAUGGUAGAAUGGGGUGGUGAGGUAGUUAAUACUCGGGCCAAUGGGCUGCACACUUCAACCCAAAUGGGCUCCGGUUAUUUUGCUGAAGAUGGGUUUGGUAAAGCCAGUUACUUCAGAAAUUUGGAGAUUGUGGACUCAGAUAACAGCCUUAGUUCAGCCCAAGACAUUCAAACCCUCGCUGAGAAUGUUAAUUGUUAUGACAUCAAAAGCUCUUAUGAUAAUGAUUGGGGUCAACAUUUCUACUAUGGCGGCCCGGGGAGAAACCCAAAAUGCCAAUAACUUUCAUCUCUUUCUCGAUCCUAAUCUUUUUCCUUAAAAUUUUUUCUACUUUUAAUUCUUUUAUUUUGCUUUUUUAAGGUAUAUAUUUUCCAAGAAUAUUUUGGGUUUUUAGUUGCCUAUAUAUAGUGUAAUUUUUUCUUUGGUUAAUUAAACAGAUGGCAAUGAAAUGCAAUUCUGAAAUAAAGAAAAUGAAAGACCAGACAUCACCAUCCUCAUAUCUAAUAUAUUCCGCUUAUAAAAAGUUAUGGUCAAAGACUAGACAAUAGGCUAUAUUUAAUUGAAU